Messenger RNA from Haliotis rubra (blacklip abalone), 717 nucleotides. RefSeq lists its product as uncharacterized. The record is from RefSeq and is a predicted model, not a curated record. The transcript has 4 exons. Bases 1 to 690 code for a protein of 229 amino acids. Lineage: Eukaryota; Metazoa; Mollusca; Gastropoda; Lepetellida; Haliotidae.
AUGAAACAAAGACAAGCCCCUGGUACUCAGACUAGCAGACGCAAAGAAUUAGCACCAAUCAAGAAAGUUGUAGGCAAAGGGUCACUUCCGGGUCAGAGACGACCAGUUAUAAUGGACCCCGAGAAAGCAGCCAUCUACAGAGAAGGCCUGGCAAAGGAUAAACACAUCGUGGAUGCAUUGACAGACCACACCCGUGAAGCCUGGGGCCAUGAUGGAUUGAGCCCAAGGCCGGUUGGCAACGGCAAGCCAACGGUCCCGUACACAGUAUCAGCUCCAAAGUUCCACUCUUACCUAAACUUCCUUCGAGGACACACAUCCACUGAUCGACCAGGUCACCUGACCGACAGAGAUGCCAGCUACUGUAGAGGCAUACGGGCGCCCAAGAGGAUGACAAUGGACGACGCCAGACUACGCCGGCUGCUGGAAGAGCUGUACAAGGACAAGAAGUACAUGGACACUAUCAUUGAUGCAGAAGAAUCUAACGAUGACGAGAAAGUGAAGCAAAUGGCCACUCACGGGCGGGAAUACUUGCUGCAGAUGGCGCUGUACUGGGAGGAAAAAGGCCCACUCCCCCAGCGCCCGUCCGUCACUGCUAUUGGGUUUAAACUUGAACGAUCCAAAUCAGCUUUCAUCCAGGACGACACAGACACACAAAGACCAUCAAUUGCGCGGCAUAAAACAGUAUGCUGACACCAAGGCCCCGGAUGUAACUUUCUG